Lipotes vexillifer (Yangtze River dolphin) is the source of this 3797-nucleotide messenger RNA. RefSeq names its product potassium voltage-gated channel subfamily A regulatory beta subunit 1 (gene KCNAB1). NCBI's taxonomy places the organism in Eukaryota, Metazoa, Chordata, Mammalia, Artiodactyla, Lipotidae. Gene Ontology annotation, cellular component: voltage-gated potassium channel complex; membrane; cytoplasm. Bases 865 to 2070 code for a protein of 401 amino acids. The transcript has 14 exons. Gene Ontology annotation, biological process: potassium ion transport; transmembrane transport; regulation of potassium ion transmembrane transport. The record is from RefSeq and is a predicted model, not a curated record. Gene Ontology annotation, molecular function: potassium channel regulator activity; voltage-gated potassium channel activity; transmembrane transporter binding.
CUUCCCCCGGUUCCAACUGUUGUGCCGCUGCGGGAUUUGGUCUGAGCCUGGGCAGAGCCCCCCUUUAAGAGCAGCCCUCCAGCUUCUAUCACAGCAAGAGUCUGGUGGAAGUGAUUCUUGCCUUCGCGUCGCACACAAAGGGGAGGAGCUCUUUAAAGGGACCUUCCUGCUCCUGCGUGCAGCUGCUAACCGGUUGGUGCGGACACAAUGACCCAGGCUUCCGCCUGAAAAUGAGUGGGGAGGGGUCUUGAGGAGCCCCCACGACCUCCCGGAGUGGGGCAGGGAGGGAGCUGACAGCUGGAGUGGCUGGAGACCACCGGUCCCCGGGGAGCGGCUUGGGAUUAGCUGCUUCUUGGGAUGCUCAGCGCGCCAGUAGAGCAUCCUGCCUGUGGUCCAGAGGGUGCUGGCAGCGCAUCUUGCGGUAUGCCUGCGUGGAUUUGAGCCAUCGCCCAGAGGCGAGCCCGCAUUCAGACACCGUGGACAGGCUCCUGGCAGGGCUGUGUUCAGUCAGCACAAAUGCUUAGCUCCAGGCGUCUGCCCAAGCCUCCCUACUACAUGGAUUUGGCUGUUUAAUCAACCGAGAUUACUGCCCGGGAAGAUUUGCCAGCCUGAUCCGCGCUCCCGCUGCUGUGACAACUUCAGGGCUAGCUGUUUACUUCUCUCGGUGCCUGGGACUCUGUCCUGCACCGCAGUCACUGCUGCCGCUUUCCCUGGCUCUGAAGUCAGCUGCAAGGACUCCCCUGCCCCGAGGAAGGGGGAGCAAGGAGGGGUUAAAAGGCAAGCAGACCCUCCCAACUGCUCGACCUGUCUUGACUGCUUGUGUUCCGGGGUUCUGAGAGGGACCGUGCACUGCCCGGGGAAGCAAUGCAAGUCUCCAUAGCCUGCACAGAGCAUAAUUUGAAGAGUCGGAAUGGUGAGGAGCGACUUCUGAGCAAGCAGAGCUCCACCGCCCCCAAUGUGGUGAACGCAGCCCGGGCCAAAUUCCGCACGGUUGCUAUCAUCGCACGCAGCCUGGGGACCUUCACCCCUCAGCAUCACAUCUCUCUCAAAGAGUCCACCGCAAAGCAGACUGGCAUGAAAUAUAGGAAUCUUGGAAAAUCAGGACUCAGAGUUUCUUGCUUGGGUCUUGGAACAUGGGUGACAUUUGGAGGUCAAAUUUCAGAUGAGGUUGCUGAACGGCUGAUGACAAUUGCCUACGAGAGUGGAGUGAAUCUCUUUGAUACAGCUGAGGUCUACGCCGCUGGAAAGGCGGAAGUGAUUCUGGGGAGCAUUAUCAAGAAGAAAGGCUGGAGGAGGUCCAGCCUGGUCAUAACAACCAAACUCUACUGGGGUGGAAAAGCUGAGACGGAAAGAGGGUUGUCAAGAAAACAUAUUAUUGAAGGACUGAAGGGCUCCCUCCAGAGGCUGCAGCUCGAGUAUGUGGAUGUAGUCUUCGCAAAUCGACCAGACAGUAACACCCCCAUGGAAGAAAUCGUUCGAGCCAUGACACAUGUGAUAAACCAAGGAAUGGCAAUGUACUGGGGAACCUCUCGCUGGAGUGCCAUGGAGAUCAUGGAAGCCUACUCUGUAGCAAGACAAUUCAACAUGAUCCCACCAGUCUGUGAACAAGCUGAGUACCAUCUUUUCCAGAGAGAGAAAGUGGAGGUUCAGCUACCAGAGCUCUACCAUAAAAUAGGCGUCGGAGCGAUGACAUGGUCUCCGCUGGCCUGUGGCAUCAUCUCAGGAAAAUAUGGAAAUGGGGUGCCUGAAAGUUCCAGGGCUUCACUGAAGUGCUACCAGUGGUUGAAGGAAAGGAUUGUGAGUGAAGAAGGGAGAAAACAGCAAAACAAGCUGAAAGACCUUUCCCCGAUUGCGGAGCGUCUGGGAUGCACGCUACCUCAGCUAGCCGUGGCGUGGUGCCUGAGAAACGAGGGUGUGAGUUCCGUGCUCCUGGGAUCAUCCACUCCUGAACAACUCAUUGAAAACCUCGGUGCCAUUCAGGUUCUCCCAAAGAUGACAUCACACGUGGUAAAUGAGAUCGAUAACAUAUUGCGCAACAAGCCCUACAGCAAAAAGGACUAUAGAUCAUAAGGCAAUGCAUGAGCCGCAGGAGCUGCAUGGGUAAAGCAGCAGUCUAUACAGGUACAGAACGGUGUUACUAGCCAGUGUUCUGAAUCACUUAGCAGCCCACUGUUCAACCUCUAGUGUCCCCGGAUUCUGAGGUUUCUGCUGUCGCUACCACUGUGCACCUGAAUUAUGAACACAUUUGAAAACUCACAACCAGGAAAAUCCAUUCUAUUUUCUUAUCUGGGACUGCAGUCACCUAUUCUUACAUUGCUCUGUACAUCUCAUGUUUAUGCAAAGGAAAGCAUGUGGCGGGGGACAUAUUACCUUCAAGCAUUUACUAACUUAAAGAAGGUUGUACAGAUAUAUUUUUUCAAAUGAACAACAUCCACAGAUGCAAUGUGGAUUGCAUCAGAAAGAGUAGGCUCUGUUCACUCAGAAGUCUUGCUUGAAAAAUCAGCUGAAACAAUUUUACAUUUUUUUUUCUAUUUUCACAUUCAUGUUAGCAAGAGUUGUCUUCACUUGUCAUUCAACAGAAGUGAAAUGCCUAGGUAUUUGCUUUCAUCACCUUUUAAAUAUUUAGUGUUGCUUGGCCUCAAAAAUGGCCCUGUAUAGCAAUUCCUCCAAGGUGGUCUAUUAGGAUUCUAAUAAUGUUAUGUCCAUUUACAUGGAGAGAUGGUAAAAGGAUGAAGACCCUAGUCUUUAACCAGAGAGUCUGGUUAAUUUAUGAAAGGGAGAAUUACACUACUAUGGAAGCCUAGCUUUGAAUAAAAUGUAUCUGCAAUGAAGUGUUCAUUUUUACCUACAUUUUCCUAAAACCUGCUUUAUACUUUUGACUGCUUGUAGGCACAGCUUCUGCAAGUUUAAAUAUUUGAGCUUUAAAAAUAAAUAUAGACAUGCUCAGUUUUGUAAGUAAAUCUGUAAAAUACCCAGAAAGGCAAAUGUUUGCUGUUUAAUUAGCACUGGGAUUUUACAUGCUUGGUGUUUUUGAGAAGUUAUUAACAUGAAAGUGAAUCAUGGGCUUUGAGAAAAAUGCUGUCACUACUCAGCAUAUGCUGGGUGAAGUAACUUGCCCAAAGAAAAGUAAAUGUUAAAGAACUUCCUAAUUCCAUAAUCACACUAUGUGCAUUAAACUAUAUGCAUGAAAGUUCUUUGCAUGGAUUAAUGGGGCCUAGCCUUGUGGCACUCAGAAGCUGAGGUAUAUCCCGCCCUGCCACUACUUGGCUACCUACUCUCAUGAAUAUAUCACUUGAGAAAAACUGACAGUAUACUGCGUGUACCUGUAAGGAGGGAGAAAACUUUUUUCCCCACUUUUAAGGUGUAUGUAGAGGGGGGAGGGUCCUCUAUCUCUAUUUGGACACCUGAGCAUGUACGAAAUUCUAAUCUAAUUUUCUGGCCAACAGGACCCCAUGUAGAAACCACUGAGACUUACAGAAGAAAUGUACUAUCAGCUUAAAAUGCUAUUUUCUGCCAUCAUUUCCAGAUAUGUAUUUCAUGAUUAAGUUCUCAAUCUUAAAAUGUUAGUGUGAAGUACCAACAAAUGUCCUUUUUGAUUACUAUUACCUGAAUUCUAAUAGGGAAACAGUGCGUUUUUUACCCAAGAGUAUCAGAUUAAUGAUGAAAAUGGAGCAUUUUUCAGUUGUUCAUUGUGCAUUCAAUCAAUCCAGUGAACUACUGUACGCAUAAAUGAGCUGAAGUUGUCUAAUUGGAACUGCAGUUUAUUUGCUUAGAGUAAUAAAAGCAUUUGUGCAUUU